UAUGAUUGACUGGUAUUUCGAUGAAUUGACAUCAGUCCAGCCUGGGUCAACACUCGGUUCAUAUUAAUUUUGAUUUUCCAUUUACCAUACGGUGGCCGGACUAGCGGCGGCGUUGCUAAUAUCGGCCUACUUCAACUGCGUCUUUUACGGCGGGGCUUCACUAUUUCAGCAUUUUCGGGCUCUAUUAUUUUCUCUCUAAGUAAUUUACAAAGCCACUUAUGAACAACGAGAUAUCUCCCUUGAAGCUUGUAAAGCAGCCCGUUAUGGAUUCCCAUAUUUCUCGUACAUCAUCACUUCCAUGGAUCUUGGUCAUUGAUACACUAGCACGCUCGAAGCAAGUAAAGUUAUCUCUAUUGCUAGAUUUGCUUGAUAAUACACCAGCAAUGCCCGACGAUCUUGGUAAAAACGUAAGAGAACUGUUGUCGUUGAGAUUGUUGGAGAGCUUCUCAGCUCAAGGAGCUCUUGCAAGUCCUGUAUCUUCUCCCGCAAGCCAAAAGAUUCGAUUAGAUCCUUCCGACUGUUGCGAAGAUGUCCUUCGACAAAUAUUAGCUGAGACAUCUUCAUCCCAUCUGAAACUUGCUGGAUCAGAGAUGUCGAAGUGGGAUCUUCAGCCCUUUAUAGAUCAGAAAAGAUCUAAUUUGCCUAAACCUGCUCUAGAACAGUUGAAAGAUGCAAUCCUCUCAGGAAAGCCUUCUCGUUUUGCUUCUUUGAGAGAGCACAGUGGUUUGCCAAUUGGUAAUCCCAUGGAUGAUAACAAUGAUGAUCACGUCAAUUUGCCCGAUGAAAACUUGGUAGAAGUUAGCAGGAAGAGAAAAUCCACUAGUGAAAGUGUAGAAGGAAAGUCAUAUGAGAAGGACCUAAAUAACAAAUCCGUGGAGGAGCAGGAGCAAGAUCAUAGCAUUGAGGAACCGAAAGAGUGUGACAAGGAAGUUUUUAAUUCCCACAAACAAACUAAUGAAGGCGUGGAUAAAUUCGAUGGAAAAAAGAGGCAAGAUCGUGCGGCUGAGGAUGCAGAAGGUGGUAGGAAAGAUUUACGUGGGCUCAUAACAUCUGACAACGACAUGGAUAAACUUGAGCAAACUUUCCGCAAAAAUGUCUCGAUCGGUGAAGCGGAGCAAUACAAUGGUGUUCCUAGCGAUAGUGAUGGCUUGCCCAACAAUUUGCCCAAUGAAAACUUGGAAGAAAUCUUUUUAUGCAGCUCAUAUCGAGCAAUUCCUCAUCCGAGGCGGCCAAGAAUCCGGUGGACAAAAAAAGAGGAGAAAGCAUUAAAGAAGUGGAAGCGGAAACUUCAUAACGAUGACGAUAAAAGUAUUCCAUAUAAGGAAAUUUUGGAAGCUGGUGCCGGUGUUUUCCAUCCAAGGCGUACUCCAACGGACCUUAAAGAUAAAUGGAGGAAUAUAUGCAAAGCAAAUCUACGGACCGCCUGAAGUUCUGUUCAUAUAGAGGUCGUAUUUUGUGUUCUGGUAAAAUUAACCCUCAAGACACCAGUAUGUAUAAUAGUUGUUUUGUAUGUAGUCAUCAAUGUAUGUAUCUCAGUUUCAUAGUGCUGCUGUAAAUUUUUUGUAGACAACCUCAGCACUUAGUUUUUGCUGUGUAAAGAUGACCAGAAUUAAACUUUUGAAAUGUGAAAUCCCAUUUGACUCUA
Messenger RNA from Erythranthe guttata (spotted monkey flower), 1645 nucleotides. RefSeq lists its product as uncharacterized. Lineage: Eukaryota; Viridiplantae; Streptophyta; Magnoliopsida; Lamiales; Phrymaceae. The record is from RefSeq and is a predicted model, not a curated record.